GCGCGUAUUUUUGUUGCUACAACAAGACUCAGACAAACAAUGACGUCUGCCUGAAAUUGUCUGAGUGUACAUUUUGGUCAAUUAUGGUAAAGCGCUGUUGUUACGGUGUUUGUAACACCGACAGUCGGUACGAGGAUCGUCUUCAGGACGGUGUACGUUUUUUGCCAUUUCCGAAGAAGUCAAACAACUUAGAAAAAUGUCUGAAAUGGAUAAAGGCCUGCGGAAGACCGCACUCACAGUUCAAUGUUGAACGGAUAACGAGAGCAACUUACAUUUGUUCAAAGCAUUUUGUCAACAAAAAUGGGCCAACAGAAGAAUAUCCCGACCCGAUACCAUUUGAUGGACGAACUCCAAAACCAGCAAGAAAAGUCCUCACCAAAAGAGUGAUUGAAACCCCAAAAGCUGCACCAAACAGACAAGUGAAAAGAAAAUUGAUCUACAGUGAAACAUCAGAAAUUCAAACAACAGAAAUAACACCAGAUUCCAACAAAGAAAAUAUAUCACCAGAUUUUAACAAAGAAAACACUGUUGCUAUACAAACAGAAGGAGGAUGGGCUGACCCAAUUGAUAUUCUGUCUCUAACAGUGCAAAAGGAGAUUUUGGAGAGAGACCUUGCAAGAAAAAUAUUGGAUAAUGAAAAGCUAACAUUGAAUAAUGCAUCCAGGAAAUCCCAGAAAAUAUUUCAAGUUCAACAGAGGGAAAGGUCAAUUUUUUCAGCUGAAAACUUUACUAAAGAUGACAAAAUGUUGAGAUACUACAGUGGCUUUAACAAUACUGAAUUUAAUGCAGUUUUUAAGUUUUUAGUGCCAGAUUCAUCAAAUUAUCCCUUAAAAAUGUCAAAGAAUAUGAAGAUAAAGAUAAAAAUCAAGGACCAGUUUUUUUUUACAUUAUGUAAAUUGAGAAAUAAUUUGGACUUUACAGAUUUGGGAUACAGAUUUCAAAUAUCUACACAAGACUGUAGUUCACUUUUUUGUGACUGGAUAAAUUUCAUGUACUUAAGGUUUGGAGCAGUAUGUACUUGGCCGCCACGUGACAUGAUUAUUAAAAAUAUGCCUGAAAAUUAUAAAAGGGAUUUUCCUAAUACUUUGGCAAUAAUUGAUGGUACAGAAAUCAAAAUACAGAAGCCUUCUUCUCUGCAUGCACAGUCACAGUCAUAUUCAAAUUACAAGUCUACAAACACUUUAAAAGCUUUGGUAGCAGUUGAUCCUAGAGGGUCACUUUUAUUUACUUCAUGUUUAUUUUCUGGUGCUAUAUCAGACAAAGAUAUAUUUGAACAAUCAGGAUUAAAGAAGAUGUUACAAAACUUAGUACAACAUGGUCAUAUCAAGGAAGGUGAUGGUAUUAUGGCAGACAAGGGUUUUAAUAUUCAUAAAGAAGUUGAAGAUUGCAAACUAAAGUUAAACAUCCCACCUUUUGCUAAUGCUGGAUUACAAAUGACUCAAGCAGAUGCACUUUUAACAAAGAAGAUUGCUGCACAUCGCGUACAUGUUGAGCGUACUAUAGGUUCUGUGAAGAAGUUUAAAAUAGUUGGACAAAAAGUACCUUUAUCUUUGUUUGGACGUGUUAACCAGAUUUGGAAUGUAUGUUGUUUUUUAACAACUUUUCAAAAACCAAUUAUUCGUCGAAAAUAAUUACAUGUAUUUUAGUACAAUGAACAUGUGUCUGUUUUUUGUUCAUAUUUUCAAUUAAGGGCAUACAAUACAGUUUUGGUCAUAUAUUUACAAGUUGAUGAAAAUAUGCAUCUAGGCUAUUGUUUACCUGAUUAUAAAAUCAAAUAUGUUAUAAAAAAUAUACCUUCAUGUGGUACUUUUUGAGUAAAAUGAGGUAGAAAUAUUGUAUACUCAAAAUACAGAAUUCAAGCCGUAUUUUCUUUUUCAAAAGAAAGACAAAACUUUAACAUUUUUGUUUUAUAAGAUAAACCCAAAUUGUUUUUUGUUAAAUUAUCGAUAAUUUCUGUAUUUAUAAGUAUCCUAAAAAAUUAUGCAAUUUUUAUUCAGAAAUAACUCAUAUUUAUCAAAUGUUAAUGAAUUGAGAAAGAAAAACAUCAUUUUUUGCUGUAUGUUUGUCAAAAUUAAAAAAAAUCCACUUUUUACAGUUUUAUAAAUUUUGGGUCACACUCCUUGCAAAAUGGAACAAAUCGCCGUUUAAAAAAAAAGGGGUCCAUGAACUUGUUUUUAAGAUAAAUCAGUUUGAAUGAUAAAAAUCAGUUUUUCCAGACAAGUCAUAGUUUGACGUCGCAAAAAUAACAAUUUACAUUAACAACCUUAUUACCUCCCCUGUAACUGUAUCGUAUGCCCUUAUCUAAGAAUUUAGCUAAUUCAUUUAUUUUAAAUUCAGAACAUAAGGAUUUCAUGUUCAGGAUCAGGACCCCUCCUGUCCUCCCUCAUUAAUUAGCAUAUUGCAUUAAACAUUUAAGUAUAGUAUGCACUAGUUCAACCAAUAACUUGAAACAAAAGACAUGUACAGCUUACAAGUAUUUAAUACUCAGUCACAGUGGCGGAUCCAGAGGGGGGUUUCUGGGGUCAGUUAGAUUCAGCAUAUCAAAGAACCCCAGAACUUAAUUUUUGUUGAAGAUUAGUU
Messenger RNA from Mytilus trossulus (common blue mussel), 2580 nucleotides. RefSeq lists its product as uncharacterized. The transcript is spliced from 4 exons. The record is from RefSeq and is a predicted model, not a curated record. The coding region runs from base 84 to 1631 and encodes 515 amino acids. NCBI's taxonomy places the organism in Eukaryota, Metazoa, Mollusca, Bivalvia, Mytilida, Mytilidae.